ACCGCCCAGCCCUAGGUGUAGUUGCGCAUGGCAACCAAUCAAAUCGCUUUUUUCAUUUUUCACAGGUGUCUUUAAACGUUAAAGAAACAAUCUGAUUGGUUGCCAUAGGCAACUGCACCACUUAUCCUCCGGACAGAUUUUGAUAAAUCUCCCCCAUGGUGUGCAGAGAGGCUUGUGCUUCCGGGUCAUAGCCCCUUGACCUUUUAAGUGCUGUAGCUCUCCCCUUAGGUGUGAUCUCGCGAGAUUUCGCGAGUAGUCACGCCGGCUCUGGGGGGGGGCGGAGUUUUGGCAGGUAAUUUAAAAAGCCCUUGGUCUCUGAUGGUCUCUGCUCGUUCCUGACAGCAGAGAUCAAGAUGUCCGGCUAUGUGGAAAGUGGGAAGAAAAGCAGGAAAUCUCAUCAUAGGGAAUGCCAGAGCUGUAGGCAGCCGCUCCCUGACGACUAUAUUCAGGACCGCUGUACUCUCUGCGGUCCUGGCAGAGUAUCAUCUCCCAACACAGAUACCAGACAUUUUAUUCAGUGGUUUAAAUCCCAAAUGUCUUCAACCUUUGGGAAAACGAUUUCUUCUACACGUUCCGCGCCUUGCUCCAGAAAACGCAAAAGAAGAUCAUGUCCGGUGGUGGUGCCGCCAUCGUCCACCUCUUCUUCAACAAAACCAGAGAGAGCAGUUUCUGUUUCCUCAUCGGACGAUGAGGGUGAAGAUCAUAACCUAUUUGACCAGUCAAAAACGCCUAAACUGGUCAAGGCUGUAAAAGGUGCGGUGGAGUCUGGGAAGGCUUCCAACCUGCCUAAGAAAAAUCUACCCUUCUUUUUUCCUCGUAAUGAGAACAGGAACUUACCUGUUCACCCGGUAAUUUCCAAGAUGUUGGUCGAAGGAUGGGAGAAGCCAGAAAGAAAACUGGAUCUGGGGUCCCGCUUUAAGUCUCUGUAUCGGGUGGAUCCAUCGGUGAUGGAAAAAUGGGAAAACCCUCCUAAGCCCGACCUGCCAGUGGUUAAGCUGGUGUCGAAGGCGAUCUUUCCUUCUGAGGAGUAUACGAAAUUGAAGGAACCCAUGGACCGUAAAGCAGACUCUUUAUUGAAAAAUUCUUACGUCAUUUCGGCUUCAGCCUGUAAAGUCGCUAUGGCGGCUGUCCCGGUCUCCAGAGCUCUACGCAUCUGGCUCAGUCAGAUUACUCGAGACUUACAAGAUGGUGUGCCAAGAGAGGACAUUAUUAAAAAUAUGGCCCUAUUACAAUCGGCGUCGAGUUUUCUUGCUGACGCUCAUGUGGAUUCUUUAAGACUGGCUGCAAAAAAUUUGGCGGUGGCAAACUCCGCUAGAAGGGCGCUCUGGAUCAAAGCUUGGUCCGGGGAUACCCGCUUAAAAAACUACUUAUGCUCAUUGCCCUUUCAACCGGAGAGUAUGUUCGGUACUCAGCUUGAGGACUUUAUUAAAUCCCUUUGGGAGUAUGAGGAGGCGGAGUUGCCUCAGCCGAAAAAGAAGCCUUCUUUCCGGCCCUUUUGGUCCAGGUCUCGUCGCUACCCUAAAAAUAGGAGGUGAUGUUCGGGCAAACAACAAGGGAGAAGACCCCGAGGAAAUUUCCAGAGAACUGAAUGAGAUCUGCAAAUCUGCCACAUGGUCUACUGUGUGCUGCCUGAGGACCUCCAGGAAGAGGAAAAUACUUGCCAAAAUAUUCUUUUCCUGUAGGUGGCACAGCACCCCUCCCUUGAA
Hyla sarda is the source of this 1706-nucleotide messenger RNA. RefSeq names its product lamina-associated polypeptide 2, isoforms alpha/zeta-like. The transcript has 2 exons. Bases 354 to 1535 code for a protein of 393 amino acids. The record is from RefSeq and is a predicted model, not a curated record. Lineage: Eukaryota; Metazoa; Chordata; Amphibia; Anura; Hylidae.